CGGGGAUUAAAUCGAAGUGCCCAGGGAGGGUUUGGAGCCCCCAUCCCUGCAGGAGAGGCCGGACGGGGCGCUCAGGGCUCUGGGCCGGGCGCACGGUGGGGAUCGGGCUCGUGAUCCUGCAGGGCUUUUCCACCCUCAGCGAUCCUGGGAUUCUGUGCUUUAAAAAGAACCUCUGUCCUGAGCAUCUCCGACAUUAGCAAAACUUACUGAUUCUGCUGUACUUCCUUGGUGGACAAUGAAGGUUCUGCUGCUGAAGGAUCCCAAAGACAAAGAUUCGGGACAAGAUCCAUAUAUUAAAGAAUUAGGAUCAUACAGCUUGGAAGCAACAUUGAUCCCAGUUUUGUCUUUUGAAUUCACCUCUCUUGACAGCUUAUUUGAGAAGCUUUCCCAUCCAGAGUGCUAUGGAGGCCUAGUUUUUACCAGCCCAAGAGCAUUAGAAGCCAUCAAGAUAUGUUUAAAAGAGAAGAGUAAAAAAGAAGCCUGGUCAAAAUCUCUUAAACAAAUGUGGAAUAUCAAACCAACAUAUGUGGUAGGAAAAGCUACAGCUUCUUUAGUGGAAGAAAUUGGUCUUAUUCCACAAGGAGAAAAGGCUGGAAAUGCUGAGAAAUUAGCUGAAUAUAUUUGUUCAAGAGAGAAACCCAAUUCCUCAGCUCUCCUAUUUCCUUGUGGAGCCCUGAAAAGAGAAGUACUUCCUACAGUGCUUAGAGGAAAAGGCAUACCCCUGGAAAGCCUCACUGUUUAUCAAACAACCCAACACCCUGAUCUGCAGGAAGCUCUGAGCAGUUACUUCUCCCAGCAGGGGGUCCCUGCCAGCAUUGCCUUCUUCAGCCCAUCUGGUGUCAAAUUCUGCCUCCAGCACAUCCAGAAGCUUUCAGGGGAUUUGAUCAACCAAGUCAAGUUCGCUGCCAUCGGCCCCAGCACAGCAGAGGCCCUGCAGAGCGCCGGCGUCGCCGUGAGCUGCACUGCAGGGAGCCCCACGGUCGGCCCCAGCACAGCAGAGGCCCUGCAGAGCGCCGGCGUCGCCGUCAGCUGCACUGCAGGGAGCCCCACGGUCCAGGAGCUGGCUGCUGCCAUCCACACAGCCCUGCACCCACACAACUGCUCUUUCUGUUGA
Molecule: messenger RNA, 1114 nt
Organism: Ficedula albicollis (Collared flycatcher)
Lineage: Eukaryota; Metazoa; Chordata; Aves; Passeriformes; Muscicapidae
Gene: UROS
Product: uroporphyrinogen III synthase
Exons: 11
Coding region: 236-1114 (292 amino acids)
Biological process (GO): uroporphyrinogen III biosynthetic process
Molecular function (GO): uroporphyrinogen-III synthase activity
Source: RefSeq, a predicted model, not a curated record